Messenger RNA from Striga hermonthica, 885 nucleotides. The record is from the annotation of a GenBank genome assembly. NCBI's taxonomy places the organism in Eukaryota, Viridiplantae, Streptophyta, Magnoliopsida, Lamiales, Orobanchaceae.
AUGUCGGGAUCACUCUGUGUGCCGUGCCGCCACCUCGCCGCUCGUCGGUCUCGCUCGCCGUGCAGCCGCCUCAACACUCGCCGCACGCAGUCGCCGCCCACCGUGUUAAGCAAUGAAAAAUUGACAGAAAUUGAAAACGCUGUUCUUAAGCAGUUUGGUGGGUAUGGAGCUUCCGAUGUAGUAGCAGAUGAUGCUGAGCUCCUGCAGCACCAGAAACUUGAAAAAUUAUUCAUAUCUACUCGUUCUGCCAAGCAUUUCCAAAGGGACAUUGUUCGAGGUGUUGAAGGUUACAUAGUUACGGGGUCCAAACAAGUCGAGAUAGGAACUAAAUUGUCAGAAGAUAGCAGGAAAUAUGGAGUUGAAAAUACAUGUACCAGUGGUAGUACAUUGUCAAAAGCUGCAUCAAAUUUUGCACGAGCUCGUGCUCAAAUGGAGAAAGAACGUGGAAACCUGCUAAAAGCCUUUGGCACACAGGUUGAGGCCGAACGAGCUUACCAUCAGCGUGUCCUUCAAAUACUCGAUCUGCUAGAAGGCGAAAUGAUGUCCGAGCGGCAAAGAAUUGAAGCAGCUCCUGCCCCAAUCGUGGAUACUAUGCCUGCUCCACCCCCACCAUCAUAUGAAGAACUAAACGGCGCGUCUACUUCACCAAUGCAAAACGGGUCCACUGAUUGUAUGGGUUACUUUCUUGGGGAGGUUUUGUACUCGUAUCAAGCUGAAUCUGAUGUGGAGCUUAAUUUAUCAAUUGGUGACUAUGUGGUCGUUCGGAAGGUUUCCAACAAUGGCUGGGCUGAAGGUGAGUGCAAAGGGAAAGCUGGUUGGUUUCCGUUUGGAUACAUCGAGAGGCGUGACCGUGUUCUUGCAAGUAAGGUAGCUGAAGUUUUUUGA